Messenger RNA from Mastomys coucha (southern multimammate mouse), 2289 nucleotides. RefSeq names its product acyl-CoA synthetase medium chain family member 4 (gene Acsm4). The transcript has 14 exons. NCBI's taxonomy places the organism in Eukaryota, Metazoa, Chordata, Mammalia, Rodentia, Muridae. Gene Ontology annotation, cellular component: mitochondrial matrix. The record is from RefSeq and is a predicted model, not a curated record. Gene Ontology annotation, biological process: acyl-CoA metabolic process; fatty acid biosynthetic process. The coding region runs from base 189 to 1922 and encodes 577 amino acids. Gene Ontology annotation, molecular function: fatty-acyl-CoA synthase activity; fatty acid ligase activity.
CUCCCAACUGCACACCAGAGGCUCAGGGCCACAGUGGCAUAGACACCAUCAAAAGAAGAGAAGGCAGGAAGGAAGCAACUUUGUGGCAGAAACAGGUUUUGGGAAGGAGUAGGAGGCCUUUCUGGAUCAGCAGGACCAUUUGCUGGCAGUUCCCACUUGGUAUCAGAAAAUAAAGUUUUUCAGGAAUCAUGAAGGUUCUCCUCCACUGUCAGAGACUUAGAUUCAUCUGGCUUGCCAAGCCGGCUGGCCGGCACUUCCACAGAGAUCCCCACCUCUGGGCACCUCUGACGCUGGAUGACUUUGAAGCCAUCAAUCGCUGUGAGAAGCCAUUACCCAAGAACUUUAACUUUGCUGCAGAUGUACUGGACCAGUGGUCCCAAAAGGAGAAGUCUGGAAAGAGGCCAGCCAGCCCAGCCCUGUGGUGGGUGAAUGGCAAAGGAGACGAGGUGAAAUGGAGCUUCCAAGAACUGGGUUCCUUGUCCCGGAAGGCUGCCAACGUGCUCACCCAGCCCUGCGGCCUACAGAGGGGAGACCGGGUGGCUGUGAUUCUGCCCCGCAUCCCUGAAUGGUGGCUCAUCAAUGUGGCUUGCAUGAGAACAGGACUUGUAUUCAUGCCAGGAACGAUCCAACUGACCAGAAAAGAUAUCCUCUACCGGCUGCAAGCAUCCAAGGCCAAGUGCAUUGUGGCCAGUGAGGAAGUGGCCCCUGCAGUGGAUUCCAUUGUGUCAGAGUGUCCCAACCUGAAGACUAAACUCCUGGUGUCUCCACACCACUGGGACGGGUGGCUCAGCUUCCAGGAGUUACUUCAAUCGGCCUCUGAGGAGCACAAUUGUGUGGAGACAGGUAGUCAAGAACCAAUGGCCAUUUACUUCACCAGUGGGACCACAGGCUCCCCCAAGAUGGCUCAGCACUCACAGAGCAGCCUUGGCAUUGGGUAUGCCGUUUGUGGAAGGUACUGGUUGGACUUGGCAGCCUCAGAUAUCAUGUGGAACAUGUCAGACACUGGCUGGAUCAAGGCUGCCAUUGGUAGUAUGUUUUCUACAUGGCUUCGAGGUGCUUGUGUUUUUGUGCAUCGGAUGGCCCAGUUCGACACUGAUACCUUCCUAGAUACACUUACCACAUAUCCCAUCACGACCAUGUGCAGUGCCCCUACAGUGUACCGGAUGCUCGUACAAAAGGACCUAAAGAGAUAUCAAUUCAAGAGGCUGCGGCACUGCUUGACAGGAGGGGAGCCACUCAAUCCCGAGGUACGGGAACAGUGGAAGAUGCAAACUGGACUGGAGCUGUACGAGGGCUACGGACAGACUGAAGUGGGAAUAAUUUGUGCCAAUUGCAAAGGAGAAGAAAUUAAACCAGGCUCCAUGGGAAAAGGAGUAGCACCCUACGAUGUCCAGAUUAUAGAUGAAAAUGGAAAUAUCCUACCAUCUGGCAAGGAAGGGAAAUUGCUGAAGUCUGAUCGGCCCUUCUGUUUCUUCUCUGAAUAUGUGGACAAUCCAGAAAAGACUGAUGCUACAAUAAGAAGAAAUUUUUAUGUCACUGGAGACAGAGGAGUGAAGGACGAUGAUGGAUACUUCUGGUUUGUCGGCAGAGCUGAUGAUGUCAUUAUAUCCUCUGGGUAUCGAAUUGGGCCAUUUGAAGUAGAGAGUGCACUGAUAGAGCACCCGGCAGUAGUUGAGUCAGCUGUUGUCAGCAGUCCAGAUCCGAUCCGAGGAGAGGUGGUGAAGGCAUUUAUUGUAUUAGCUGCACCCUUCAAGUGCUCCAACCGUGAGAAGUUAACCGCUGAACUUCAGGAGCAUGUGAAAAACUCAACAGCACCUUAUAAGUACCCAAGAAAAGUGGAAUUUGUUCAAGAACUCCCAAAGACCAUCACUGGAAAAAUCAAACGCAAUGUGUUAAGAGACCAGGAAUGGGGACGAGCAUAACUGGAUGAGAACCUUGGCAGAAAAAGUGAUGCGGCUUGUUUCAGUUCUAGCUUCCUGAUAGUUCAGCGACUACUCUUAAAACGCUUGAAUGCUUUCUUCCUAGUUCACUCUUAAAAUACUGUCUUUCCUGUUUCUCUUAAAAUGCUUUAACAUUCGUUUUUUCCUGUUUGAAAAUAGUAAUAUCUAGGAAAACAAUAAAGGAACAAGCAAAAUCUAAACAUACUUGAGAAGGGUACUGUUGUGAUGAUCAAACCAACAGAGAAUGAAGUGUCAGAGGUCAAAUGCCUCCAGAGAAAAGGGCAGCAUACCAUGAAUCUGUGCUUUAUACAUCUUGUCCUGAUAAUUCCAAAGUAAAGAUGAACUGUCC